This is a messenger RNA of Schistosoma spindalis, 2148 nucleotides long. Lineage: Eukaryota; Metazoa; Platyhelminthes; Trematoda; Strigeidida; Schistosomatidae. The record is from the annotation of a GenBank genome assembly.
GGUAUUUAUAGAUGUUAACAUUUGUUAAAUCAACAUCAUAUUUUGACCAAUCCGCUAAAAGACAUAUUAUGCUACUGACCAAUAGUAGCACGCCACGUUGGCAUUCUAGAAAGCUCCAUCGUGCUCUGAUUGGCUAAGACUCUGGCUCCUUCAGGGCCUCCGGAGGCUCUGUUGCAGUUCUCGGAAAGCCGACUUAACACUAUGACCUAAAGAUUAAUAUUUGUACUUAUUUACAGAUUCUAAAAUGCGAAUGAAUAUUGUUAAUGUUUUUACCAAACAUACAUGGUCGUGCGUAGUUUUAUUCCAUACUCUUAUAAAUGAAUAGCUGCUGUAACUACAGCUGGAAUUGGUUUUAUGUGGAAUUCUACAUUUUCUAAAAUAUACUUUCCGUUAGACCUCGGUAUUCGUUUGUUUCCUACUGUUCGAACAAGUGGUGCCUUGAUUACGAUCACACCCAGUGUUAUUCGAUUUAUUACAACUACAUUGAGUGCAAUUAGCGCCUCUGCUGCAGGAUUAUAUGCAUUGUUUUGGCAAUGGGAUCCAUGCUGUAAGUAUCAAGUUGCACCAUCGCUAGCAUCUCUGCCAGUUGGAACAGCUUCCUUUGUAACAAGUAGUAGUCAUGCCUUGACGAAUUCACAUCCAGAUGAUAAUUCGCCAGGCAGCGGAAUGAGCAACGGUGAAAGCCCCAGUGGUUCUUCGGAAAUAAGUCGAGCAAGCAAUGGGAAGCGUGCUCGAGCUAUCAUCGCAGAGAAUCAUUCCAAUUCAAAUAGUCCUCCAUUACGUCCAGUGGUUUUAGUUCAUCGAGAUGAUGGAAGACGAAAAAUACUGCAUAAUGCCGUCUCUCUAACUUCUACUCUAGUCGCUUGUUAUAUUCUUUUUAGAUGGUCUAGACAUUCAAAUAUGAUUGUUAGUAAUCCUUAGUUUUGUUGUAUCCUUGUCUGUCGUAGUCUGCCUGUUUUCUUAUAUGGAAUAAACAUACUAACCUCUUUCGCCCAACAUAUGUAGAGAACAAUUUCUUCCUUUUAGAUUAUUUUUUUCCUAAAAUCUGCGUUACAGUAUCCUAUAGUUUCAUAAUAUUUUUAACUAUCGGGUACUAUAAGUAUUUUAACAAGCAUUUUUACAGUCCAUAUAUUUAUUUUUUUGUCCUUGUAUCCAUGUUAGUAUGGAUUUAAUUAGAUCACUUUCUCGUUGUUAUAAAAAAUUACUAUUAGUACCGGUCUCUUAUUAUUUCUAUAGUGAGAAUCACUUAUUGCGCUUCAUUUUAUUAGUAAAAUGCUCACAUACCAAUUAAAUUGUAAAUGUAUUAUCUUUAUAACAACUCUUAACAACAUUGAAUCUUUCUUGUGUUUCUUAGUUUUUAUGGACUACUUGAAAGAUUUUCAGUUUUAUGCUUACAUCUUAAUGUUCGGCCACCAAAUAUCGUCGUUUUUCUGGUUGUAUCGAUUCAAAGCACUAUGUAAAUAGAUUGUUGGUGAAUGUCGCAACCUCAAAUUUGAUAACAGUUCAGUCUUUAUAACGUACGCUUAAUGAUUUGUACAAAAAUAUUAGUACUAACGAAGAACGACGGGGUUUGCAGAUAAUAUUAUCAAUUUAUUAAGUUUUAUUGUGUUCUCUUUAGCUGCAUUUAUGCCAAGACGAAUCAUUCAACAUAUUGUUUGGGAAUAAAGAGGUAGAACGCUAUUUCAAGGUGAAAAAUAAUUGUGAAGGGAGAUUUUUCAUUAAUUGAAGUUACAUUUUUGAAAUAUUGCAAUAGAUGGUUUCAUUAUGCCUUGUAAUCGAAUUUCUACAAACAGGUUGGUAAGAAAAAAUGACAGAUAUUUCAAAAUAAGUUCAUUGAAUUGAAAUCGUAGUUAAAAGAGAAAAGGACUUAUAUUGUUUACUGCUAUUAUUGGAGAAACUAAAGUUUAACUAUUGGUAUUUUUAACACAAAAGGUCAAAAUAUCUUUUCUAAAUUGCUAAUAACUUCAGUGAAUAUAGGAGUAGAAUUUUUCUUGCUAAGGAUAAUUUUGAAUACUUUUAUUAUAUGGAUGCCGUAUAUGAUGGAUGGUACAAUAUCGAGCUACGAUAUCAUUUGGCCCGAUGCGAAGCAGGUCAUUUAAAUACGCUAAUUGAUGCCUCGAUGUUCCUUCUCUUUCUCUCUCUCUCUCU